Molecule: messenger RNA, 2154 nt
Organism: Oryctolagus cuniculus (rabbit)
Lineage: Eukaryota; Metazoa; Chordata; Mammalia; Lagomorpha; Leporidae
Gene: CLIC6
Product: CLIC family member 6
Molecular function (GO): D3 dopamine receptor binding; D2 dopamine receptor binding; D4 dopamine receptor binding
Source: RefSeq, marked provisional
GACAGCACAGCCGGCCCGGCACUUCCAGGGGUGCGGGAGCGACGCUCCCUCUCCAGCUGUGCGCUCCACCUCCGCGGCCCUGCGCGUCUAGAUUGGGAUCCCCCGCGGGCAGUCGGGGAGAAGCAAGCACGGAGGAAGAAUCCAGAGUUAACCUGGGACAGGUGCGCGUAGGGGCGCAGCGGAUUCGGCCCCGCGCAGCCGGUGCUAAACCCUAGCGCCUGAGCCCCGAGCGGGGAGCCCUCCCGAAGGGGCCCCCUGGACCUUGGCACCGCGCCCUUCGCUCAGCACCACCCGCACCCUCGGCAGCGGCAAAGAGGGGUCUCCGGUCAAGGGCAGGGAUCUGCGGCCAUGGCCGAGACCGCGGAGCCGGAGGGAGGCGCUCCGAGUCCCCAGGGGCCGCCCGAGGGCUCAGCGCUCCUGGAGGAGAGACCGGGAGAACCGGACCCCGCGGGCCCGGAGGCGAGCGAGGGAGCUGCAAAGGCGCCCAGUGGCGAGGGGGCGGGCGCAGCCGCCAAGGCCGGGGCUACGGAGGAAGCAGGCGGCGGGCGGGACGGAGAGGGCGCCGGCGAGCAGGCGCCGGAUGCUGGCACAGAAUCUGGGGGCAAGACGCCGGACGCGAAGGGGGCGCAGAGCGAGUCGGAGGGCGCCCCGGAGGGCACCAAGGCCCCCCAGCUAGGGGAAGAGGGGAGCGGCGGGAAGCAGGUGGAGGAGUCGGGCCCUGACUGCGAGCUGCGGGGCGAGGCUGCCGGGGAGGCUGAAGGGCAGGCCGCGGCCCCUGCGGCCCCAGGGGCGCAGGAGGAGGCGGUGCCGGGGGACAGCGUAGACGCGGAGGGCAGCAUAGACGCGGGGGGCAGCGUGGACGCGGCGGGCAGCGUGGACGCGGGGGGCAGCAUAGACACCGGGCGCAACGUGGACGCAGGGGGCAGCAUAGACGCGGGGGGCAGCGUGGACGCGGGGGGCAGCAUGGACGCGGAGGGACCGGCGGGAGGGGCGCACGGGGCCGGAGGUGAACCCCAGGAUCUUGGGGCUGGCAGCCCCCAGCCCAGGUCCGAGGCGGUUGAGGUCGCGGCGGCGGAGAGCGAGGGGCACAGCCCAGGGGAGUCUGUGGAGGACGCAGCCGCGGAGGAGGCGGCGGGGACCCGGGAGCCGGAGGGGUCCGAGGACGCGGCGGGCGAGGACGGGGACCAGGGCCGGCCCCAGGAGGAGACGGAGCAGCAGGCGGAGAGGCAGGAGCCGGGCCCCGAGACGCAGAGCGAGGAAGAGGAGAGGCCCCCGGAUCGCAGCCCCGACGGGGAGGCGGCCGCGUCCACGCGGGCUGCGCAGCCGGAGGCGGAGCUCAGCAACCACCUGGCGGCGGAGGAGGGCGGCCAGCGCGGCGAGGGGCCGGCGAACGGCCGCGGGGAGGACGGCGAGGCGUCGGAGGAGGGGGACCCGGGCCAGGAGCACGACAUCACCCUCUUCGUCAAGGCUGGCUACGAUGGCGAGAGUAUUGGAAAUUGCCCGUUUUCUCAGCGUCUCUUUAUGAUCCUCUGGCUAAAGGGUGUUAUAUUUAAUGUGACAACAGUGGACCUGAAAAGGAAACCCGCAGACCUGCAGAACCUGGCUCCUGGAACAAACCCUCCCUUUAUGACUUUUGAUGGUGACGUCAAGACAGAUGUGAACAAGAUCGAGGAGUUCUUAGAGGAGAAAUUAGCUCCCCCGAGGUACCCUAAGUUGGCGACCCAGCACCCUGAAUCGAACUCGGCAGGAAAUGAUGUGUUUGCAAAGUUCUCAGCAUUUAUAAAAAACACCAAGAAGGACGCCAACGAGAUUUAUGAAAAGAGCCUGUUGAAGGCCCUGAAGAAGCUGGAUGCUUACCUAAAUAGCCCUCUGCCGGAUGAGGUAGACGCCUACAGCACGGAGGACGUUGCCGUUUCUGGAAGGAAGUUCCUGGACGGCGAUGACCUCACACUGGCCGACUGCAACCUCUUACCCAAGCUCCACAUUAUAAAGAUUGUGGCCAAGAAAUACAGGGAUUUUGAAUUUCCUCCUGAAAUGACUGGCAUCUGGAGGUACUUGAACAAUGCUUACGCCCGGGAUGAGUUCAUCAACACGUGUCCAGCUGACCAGGAGAUUGAGCACGCGUAUUCAGAUGUUGCCAAAAGGAUGAAGUGA